AUGCGCUGCUCGUGCUCUCUCCUCCUCCUCCUCGGAAGCGCCCUCCGCGCGUCGUCCUUCAGCGUACCGUGUCAUGCGGCGGCGUCAGGCCGUCCCGCCGCGGCUACGAGCCGCGGCACGGUCAGCUUGGCCGACGUCGGCGCCGCGUCGACAGCCUUCUACACUGACGAGGUGCGAAAGGAGUCGUACCCAAGCAUGGCGGACGUGCUCGACGCAAAGGUGGCGGACCCUGACCUGCGCCGGCUGAUGCUGACGCUCUUCGGCGCGUUUGCCACUGUCUCGGCAGCGCUCCGCGCCGAGUUGGUCGUCAAGGCGGAGGAGCAGAAGUCUGUGUUUGGCGACGUGCAGCUCGGCGUGGACGUGCUGGCCGACCAGCUGCUGUGGGACGUGUGCCGGAGCGAGCCGCUCAUCAAGACGGGCUCCUCGGAGGAGGCGCCCGACGUGCGCGAGAUGCACGCGGGCGGACGCUUCUGCCUCUGCUGGGACCCGCUCGACGGCUCCGCCAUCGUCGACAACAACUGGGCCGUCGGGACGAUCAUCGGCAUCUGGCCGGCGGCGACCGGCGUCAUCGGCGCGACCGGCCGCGACCAGGAUGACUGCGAGGAUGCCGAGUGCCAUGUCUAUGACUCGCACGUCCUCCGGCUCGACUCCUUCGAGGAGGAUCGGUAA
Emiliania huxleyi CCMP1516 is the source of this 669-nucleotide messenger RNA. RefSeq lists its product as hypothetical. Gene Ontology annotation, molecular function: fructose 1,6-bisphosphate 1-phosphatase activity. Lineage: Eukaryota; Haptophyta; Isochrysidales; Noelaerhabdaceae. Bases 1 to 669 code for a protein of 222 amino acids. Gene Ontology annotation, cellular component: cytoplasm. The record is from RefSeq and is a predicted model, not a curated record. Gene Ontology annotation, biological process: gluconeogenesis; fructose 1,6-bisphosphate metabolic process; fructose metabolic process. The transcript has 2 exons.